Xyrauchen texanus (razorback sucker) is the source of this 1200-nucleotide messenger RNA. RefSeq names its product cytokine-dependent hematopoietic cell linker. The transcript has 17 exons. Gene Ontology annotation, biological process: intracellular signal transduction; cell surface receptor protein tyrosine kinase signaling pathway. The coding region runs from base 163 to 1200 and encodes 345 amino acids. NCBI's taxonomy places the organism in Eukaryota, Metazoa, Chordata, Actinopteri, Cypriniformes, Catostomidae. The record is from RefSeq and is a predicted model, not a curated record.
ACCCCACACACAUACACACACCGCAAGACUAAAACAAACCCUUCGCACUACAGUCAAGUGAAGCGGAAAUGAAUUAGUCGCAUGUGAAAGAGUAAACACAAGAGACACGAUCAAUUACAGCAAAUCAGGAUCACGUGAGCAGACAGACAGAAAACAACACAUAUGGAUGAAGACAGAUAUCCUCAUGACAGAGCUUUUAACAGUCGUGUCACAACAGAAGACAAUAUGCACAUUCCUCCUCGUCCCCCUCGAAGUGUCCUGCCAGGAUGUAAAGCCCCCGCCAUCAACAGAGACCUGAAACCUGGCAGAUUGCCCAAGAGUUACUCAGAUGGGAAAUUAGAGUUUGUGGGAUCUCCUGACAGGCAUUUCACAUCUCCACAGAGGCCAGUGAGAUCUUUACCCAGAGAUAAGUUGAGUUUACCACCUUUACCAGGACAAACCAGCACUGACCAGUUAAACCAGAUCAACCAGUUUAAUGUGUCUCCUCCAUCCAGACCAGCACCAGUUUCCCCACAAACCAGAACCAACAAAAGCAACACACACACUUGGCCAGAGUCAUGUCCGAUCGGAAGGGAGAAUUUCAUGUCCUCUCAAUGUCCUCCUCAGGUUAGAAACAGACAAUCCUCCACAAGUCAGUCGUCUCAGAGGUUUUCUCUGGAUUUCGACUCUCCGGAUCUGGACAGUGAGUGUGAGAGAGAACGCAGCUCGUCUGAUACACAUUUAAAGAUUCAGCAGCAUCAUGAGUGGCCACAAGCUAAAGGAGACACAAACCAAAGCAGUUACACCAAUCACAGUAAACCUGCACAGGGGUUGGCAGAGCAGAACUGGUAUGUUGGCACAGUUAGUCGUGUGGAAGCAGAACAUGCGCUUCACCUGGUCAAUCAGGAAGGAGCAUUUCUGGUGCGCGACUGUUCCAAGAACACUACCCAUGAGCCCUUCGUCCUCGCUCUGUUCUACGACAAAAGAGUUUUCAACAUUCAGAUCCGUUUCAGCGACGAGACGAGUAAAUACACCUUGGGAACUGGACUCCGAACCAACGACAGGUUUGAUUCAGUGACUGACAUCAUCAAGUUCCAUUCCAUAUUUCCCAUCAUCCUCAUCGACGGACGCAAAACAUCAACAGCAGCAGCCACUGAAAGGAAACAGUGUGUUCUCAUGUACCCCAUCUCAAAGCAGGACAUUAUAGAGCUGUUGAAUUAA